Molecule: messenger RNA, 1214 nt
Organism: Prorocentrum cordatum
Lineage: Eukaryota; Dinophyceae; Prorocentrales; Prorocentraceae
Source: the annotation of a GenBank genome assembly
AUGGCGAAGACGCAGAUCAGCGAGCGGGCGGCCGCGCUCGCGGCCCUGAAGAAGGACAAGCCCGCGAUCGAGGUGCUGAAGCGAGAGUUCCUGCGGGGGCACGGGGGCGAGCCUUGCAGAGCGAAGGCGCAGGCAGCGGCAAAGGGCAAGGCAUCACAGCCGAAGGGCAAGGCACAAACGAAGGCGAAGGCGAAGGGGCAAGCGAAGGCGAAGGCGAAAACACAGGGGCGAGCGAAGGUGAAACCAACGGCCGAUGACGACCAGAGCAGCGAGGACGACAACGGCGAUGACGACGACGCCAAGAAAAAGGCGGGGUCGGACGGACCCGAAGAAGAUGGGGGCGAGAACGAGGAGGGCGAGCAAGAGGAGGACGAGGAAGAAGAGAAAGCCGAGGACGAGGCUGAAGACCAGGAGUCGCAGGACGCCGACGCUGGCGCCGGUGAGAAGGACGGACCGACAGCCAAGAAGCCAGCCGCCAGCGAGGAGGUCAUGAAGCGACCUGCUGCCGCGAGUCAUGCUGAUGCGCUGCCGCCCAAGCAGUCGAAGCAGGAGAUGGAGGCGGCGCCUGAGACGCCCAAGUCCAAGGGCAUCGAGAUGACGGAGGUCACCGCGAGCAUCGUGAGGACGGCCCCGAUCAAGAGCGACGCCGUGAUCGUGAACGCCCUCGCCGAGGACACCGCGUCGCAGCGCGUGGUCGACGAGCUGAAGCACGACCCGACGAAGGGCCAGUCGAGCUUCUUCGACGAGGAGUGCCUCCCCGGUGCGACCAACAACGCCGAGCCCAACGAAAUGCUGGCCAUGGAUCGUUCGACAACGCCGUUCGAAUCGCCCGUGUUCCGCGAUAUGCUUACACAGAAAGGUUUCUCCGACAACAGUGAGAUGGCUGAGUUGUCCAAGGACAUAGACCCCGACGGGCACCUCAAAGACCCCGAGGAGCGGGGCGUCGGCGUCCUCGCAGGUGCUGCGCCAGCCGCAGGUGACGAUUCCAAAGAUGGGCCCAGGCGUAGGAAAGCAGGCAAGCUGACUGUCGACGCCGAGGCGAAAUUUUGGCAUGACGCGGCCGACAGGGGUCGGAACGCCCCCACGGAUACGAGAUUGAGCGCGGUCGCAGGCCGCUGGGAACGAGCUUGCCAGGAGGACCCCUCCUUGAAGGAGGAAUGCGACCAGAUUUCGGGCGAGAGCGUCCGCAGCCGCAAGCACACGUUCAGGCAGGA